Molecule: messenger RNA, 384 nt
Organism: Emiliania huxleyi CCMP1516
Lineage: Eukaryota; Haptophyta; Isochrysidales; Noelaerhabdaceae
Exons: 3
Coding region: 1-384 (127 amino acids)
Source: RefSeq, a predicted model, not a curated record
AUGGCUCGGGGCGGCGCCUUCGUGGCCGCCGCCAUCGCCAUCGCAGAGCCAGCCAACGCGCAGGCGCUGCCCUCGCGCCCUCGGCACGGCGGCUCGACGCCGCCCCUGCUGGGCCUCGGGCACGCAGCGCCAGCCAACGCGCAGGCGCUGCCCUCGCGCCCUCGGCACGGCGGCUCGACGCCCCUCCGCCGGGCCUCGGGCACGCGAACGCAGCCUCGCGGCCGCGGCGGCGGCAGCCAAGCUGCUCGCCUCGACAUGGCUCGGGCCGGCGCCAUCGUGGCCGCCGCCAUCGCCAUCGUCCCGUUUUCCACCUACCGUCUCACGAUUCGCUCGCCGACACGCUGCUCGCGCGUCGUCGUGUGUGGCGUCGAGCGGGCGCCCUAG